UUUACUUUACAAGCCAUGAAGUUGAAACUUGGCAACAUCUAAGCGUAGACCGGUUAAUUCUGACAGUUCUCAUUUAUUUUUAAAUGUUUUUAAAUAAUAUUCACUGUAUUUACAGAAAAACUCAAACAUUUUACAAUAUUUCGUGCUCCAAAUUAUAAAGAAUAUUAAAAGAUGCCAAGCCGUUGCUGUGUGCCAGAGUGCAAAAGCAAUUACGAUAGCAGUCUUAAAAAGAAUGAACAACCAGAAAGCACUUUUUUAUUUCCAAAGGAUCCAAAGCUGCGAGAACUUUGGUUACAGUGUAUCCACAGGAAAAAUUUUGUUAUUGGAACAUCAGCGGUAGUAUGUGCCAAACAUUUUUAUUCUGAUGACAUCGAGAGAGUUAGAGAAUGGGUAGAUAAGGAAGGCAACAAACAUGUAGAGAAAUUAACGAAUCCUAAGUUAAAACCUUCUGCAGUUCCUCGCAUUUUUCCAAUUCAGGAUGUUUCUAAAUAAGUGCGAAAAACUUUAAAGGGAAAGGAACAAAAUGCAAAAUUUUGACGCCUGUCAAAA
Diabrotica virgifera virgifera (western corn rootworm) is the source of this 549-nucleotide messenger RNA. RefSeq names its product THAP domain-containing protein 2-like. Gene Ontology annotation, molecular function: sequence-specific DNA binding. Lineage: Eukaryota; Metazoa; Arthropoda; Insecta; Coleoptera; Chrysomelidae. Bases 172 to 492 code for a protein of 106 amino acids. The record is from RefSeq and is a predicted model, not a curated record. The transcript has 2 exons.